Molecule: messenger RNA, 3617 nt
Organism: Sipha flava (yellow sugarcane aphid)
Lineage: Eukaryota; Metazoa; Arthropoda; Insecta; Hemiptera; Aphididae
Gene: VAChT
Product: vesicular acetylcholine transporter
Exons: 11
Coding region: 343-2094 (583 amino acids)
Biological process (GO): transmembrane transport; neuromuscular synaptic transmission; acetylcholine biosynthetic process
Cellular component (GO): neuron projection; terminal bouton; cytoplasm
Molecular function (GO): choline O-acetyltransferase activity; acetylcholine transmembrane transporter activity; xenobiotic transmembrane transporter activity
Source: RefSeq, a predicted model, not a curated record
GCGUCACCGUCGAGGAUAGCCACCACCAUCCGGGGCUUCUGGCAGACGUCCGCGGGCCCGGCUGCGAACUCGGUUCUAGGAUGGCGGGGGAAUAUCAAGGAAACUAUUGCAAAAGGAUGGUGGAAUUUAAACACCGAACGGACCGACUCGGACGUGGCUGCAGACUCGGGCGAACAACGGCCAAGAACUCCGGACGAAGAGACAAAAUUACCGAAACUACCGGUGCCUUUAUUGGAACGCACUACGAAAUUAUACUUGGAAACGUUGAAACCAAUAUUAAAUGAAAAACAACACGAACAUGUUAGAAAGCUAGUUGCGGAUUUUACGAGUGGACCCGGUCCGAUGUUACAGGAAAUAUUGAUCGAACGCAGAGAAGAACAUGACAAUUGGGUUUACGAUUGGUGGCUUCAUGACAUGUAUCUUUGCAAUCAAGCACCAUUGCCAAUCAAUUCGAAUCCUGGAAUGGUAUUUCCACCGUUACCAAAUCUGUCAUCCGAAAUACAGAUGGCAAAAUUUUCAGCACGAUUUGUUGUGGAAAUGAUGAAUUUUAAACGCAUAUUGGACAAACGAGAACUGCCAAUAGAGAAGGCUACAUCGAGAGAAAAAGGACAACCACUAUGCAUGGCACAGUACUACAGGCUGAUGAAAUCAUAUAGAGAACCAGGACUGGUUAAGGACAGACUAUUAGACGUCGAAUCAGAUCUAACAUUGUCGAGACCACACGUAAUUGUUGCAUGUAAAUCGCAGUUUUACGUGCUGCGAUUGACUUUGGGCGAAGAUGAUACGCCCAUCACCGAAAUGCAAAUCGCAACGAAGCUGCUGAACAUUAUAACGGACGCUAAAAAGACCGCUAACACUGCUCGCACGUAUUCCGUGGGUAUUCUGACUUCGCAAAAGAGAGACGACUGGGCUCACAGCAGGGAGUUGUUGAUGAAAAGUGCUUCUAAUCGCAAUAAUUUGGCGUUAAUCGAACGGUGCUUGUUUUUCAUAAACUUUGACUUGGAAACGAUUGGUCCGGAGUUCAAUUCCGUAUGUAAGGUCGGAGCGAAAGGUCAUAGACUGUCGAACGACAGAGAUGAGACAAACAUGAUGCAUCAAAUGAUCCACGGCGGAGGAAGUGAAUACUGCUCGGGCAACCGUUGGUUUGACAAGACUAUACAGUUGGUAAUCGGAAGGGACGGCGCGAAUGGAUUGUGUUAUGAGCAUUCGCCAUCCGAGGGUAUUGCAGUUAUCGAGUUAAUGGAAAAGUUGAUUAGAAGCACUAAAGACUUGGAGGAAAAAUCAAUGGAUUUAUCGCCGUCAGCAGAAAAACCGGAAAAACUCAUAUGGAGUGUUAAUAACGAACUCAUAAAACACAUAGGCGAUGCUUCUACAGUUUUAGAUAAGUCAGUCAAGGAUUUGAACUUUCAUGUAUUCCGGUUCACUCAGUAUGGAAAGGGAUUCAUAAAAUCUUCUAAGAUCAGUCCAGAUGUUUAUAUACAACUCGCAAUGCAACUAGCUUAUCAUAAACUGCAUGGCAAACUGGUGGCCACGUACGAAAGCGCGUCCACCAGACGUUUCCGGCUGGGAAGAGUGGACUGCAUACGGGCGGCGACCGCGGAAGCGCUGGAAUGGGCCAAGGCAAUGAAUCAGUCGGCCGUCACCGAGACCGGCAUGUUGGGCACGAAGAAGAUCUACUACACCGUGACCGACAACGAGAAAAUUCAACUUUUUGAAACAGCGGUAAAAAAACAGACUGACAUCAUGAUUGAUAAUAUUCUUGGAAUGGGCAUAGACGCACACUUAUUGGGAUUGAGGCAAGCAGCAAGAGAAAAUGCUAUACCUUGCGCAAUAUUCGAAGAUGAUUCAUUCAGACUUGCUAAUCAUUUUAGCCUAUCAACGAGUCAAUUAUUAACUUCGACGGACAGCUUUAUGGGCUACGGACCAGUUGUUCCCGACGGCUACGGUGUUUCCUACAACCCCCAGAGCAAUUUAUUAGUAUUCUGCAUAUCUUCGUUCAAAUCGUCCAAGAUCACGAACAACAAUGCGUUCACGGCGGCCCUUGAACAGAGUCUGAUGGCGAUGCAGAAGAUGCUUUACAUGAAAAAAAAUUAAGAUGACGCUGAUCAUAUGUGCAUGUUCCUUAUAAAUACAAAUUGUCUUAUCUCAUAUAAUAUUAUAGUACCGUAAACAUAUCUUCGAAUGAUAAAAAAACUGUUAUAUUUCUUAAAACUUGGAAAUUUAUAGUUACCUACUUGGUUAUAAUUGUCACUUUAUAUUUUAGAUGCGUUUAUUGCAUCACGUAUUGUUAUUGAUCGUUAUUCAUUAUUGUCACCUUGAAGUAUAAUCUAAAUUUUAAUGCACUACUGUUAAUGUUAUUAGUUCGGUUUAUUUAUUCAUUAAUCAACAAUUGUUAAUGUAUGUUUUUAACGUUAUUCAUAUUCUACGAUUAAAGUUAUUUUGACUUCGUUACAUAAAUAUAUUAUCGUGUUGCUAUUCAUAUUGAAUUUCUUGCAGAUACGACUGAAUUAUUACGUAAAAACCACCAUAAAUUUGAUCUAAAUUUAAAUACAGGAACUCACGAAUAAUUAAAAAAUAAAGUUACAAAAUAUUAUUUUUUAAAUGGACUUUUUAGAUAUAAUUUAUUAAUAAUAUUAAAUUCAAAAUGAUUUUAUAAACGGUGACCGUUUAUUUAUGUAACGAAUACUCAUGUUAAACAUAAUAUAAUAUUCACUAUAUCAUAUUUAAACACCAAUAAUGUACUGUUCAUUGAAUUUUGUUUGAUAUUAUUUUUAUUAAUAUUAACUAUUAUGAUUGUUACUGUUAUAUUAUUUACAAUGUGUCACGACUUAUAAGAUAAUCUAAAUUUUAUUGAUUUAUAGUUAUACUUUUAUUAUGAUCAGAUAUUUACUUUAAGUAGGUACUAAGUUGUUGUUAAAUUAGACAUAUCAAUGUAAUUCAUACAUAUCAUUAUAUAUCAUAUAUUAAGUUCACUCGACACAUAUCAAUUGUUUGACAUUUGCAUAUCAUUAGAAUUACAACUAUAAGUAUAAUAAUAAAUACAAGACUCGAUACUCGACGAUGUUAUAUCGAAAAUAUAUAAACAUUAUAAAAUUUAUUAUAAUUUUAAUAUUUACUAAGGUUGUUAGAUAUUUUCACUGUUACGUUUAAAUGUUGUUGAAUUUCUAUCGAAGUAAUUUUUUUUUUCAAAAUUAUAAAAAUUAUAAUCAUUAUUUAUGUAUAAUCCCGUACGGUUACAGUUUAAAACUUUAGUCUUAUUGGCUAAUUAUUAAAGAAACGCUAAUUCAAUCGCUUUUUUUUAUAUAUACUACCAUCAUAAUUUAUGUACAUAGACCGUAGAAAACAAUGUUCGUAGAUACAUCACUAUAUUUUAUCAUAUAAUAUGUAUUGUGUUUUUCGACAUAUAUUUUAGCAAACAUCAAUUUUCAACUGUGACAUUUAUUCUUUGAUAACAUUAUCCAUUAUUGUUAAAUUGUUAUUUAUUCUCUCUCUCUCUCUCUCUCUCUCUCUAGUUAUAUCUAUAUAUAUAUAUAGAAUACUUAUAGAAAUAUUUUAUGCGUCUCUAUAUAGGGCCGGACUGGAUGUAUAACAAAACAUUAAAUAAAAGUACUAAAUUA